GGGUCCUCUGUGGUCCGGGUCCGGGCUGCGGCACCGGGCCCCGAUCGGCUCCUGGGCGAUCGGCCGGAUAACGGCGGAGGGCAGCGGAGCUGUCGCUGCCCCUAGGGCCCACGUUACCCGCAGCCCUGCGUGUCGGGCGGGGGGAGGUCAGAGCCCUUUUCUCGGUGCCUUCUUGAUCUCGGAGGGCGCGGCCCCUCGGGCUGGGCCGUGUCAGGCCGCCCGCCUCGCCUUCCCGCAGCGCUGCCGAUGCGCGGGGCUCGCCGGGUUGUGCGGCGGCAGGGAGACCCUCGGGCUUUCCCUCGGCCCCCGUGCCGGCUCCGGGCGGCCUGCGGGGCGGCCCAGCCUAGGUCUGACGGGAGGGCUGUGCCUGCCCACUUUCUCGGCGGGGUUUGAGGGGCUGCGGCGAUGCGUGAGGGUGGUUCCCUUUCUGAAAACGCAGAAAGCGACCUGGCAGUUUGACAAGGUCUGUGUGGUGUCGUGUGCGUUUCAGGUUCAUCAAGUUUAGAAAAACAGUCUUGAAAAUGUUGUCCAGACUCUUCCGAAUGCAUGGCCUUUUUGUAGCCUCUCAUCCAUGGGAAGUCAUUGUGGGAACAGUGACUCUCACCAUCUGUAUGAUGUCCAUGAAGAUGUUCACUGGGAAUGAUAAGAUCUGUGGCUGGAAUUAUGAAUGCCCCAAACUUGAAGAAGAUGUUCUGAGCAGUGACAUCAUCAUUCUGACAAUCACACGCUGUAUAGCAAUCCUUUAUAUAUAUUUCCAAUUUCAGAACCUAAGGCAGCUUGGGUCAAAAUACAUUUUAGGUAUUGCUGGCCUCUUCACAAUCUUCUCAAGUUUUGUUUUUAGCACAGUUGUAAUUCACUUCUUGGAUAAAGAACUGACAGGUUUAAAUGAAGCGUUACCCUUCUUCCUGCUUCUGAUUGAUCUGUCAAGAGCAAGUGCAUUAGCCAAAUUUGCGCUCAGUUCCAACUCACAGGAUGAAGUAAGAGAAAAUAUUUCACGUGGAAUGGCAAUUUUAGGCCCUACAUUUACACUGGAUGCACUUGUGGAGUGUCUUGUGAUUGGUGUUGGUACUAUGUCAGGUGUACGACAACUUGAAAUUAUGUGCUGCUUUGGCUGUAUGUCUGUUCUUGCCAACUAUUUUGUCUUCAUGACCUUCUUCCCAGCUUGUGUGUCCUUGGUAUUAGAGCUUUCAAGAGAGAGUCGUGAAGGGCGCCCAAUAUGGCAGCUUAGCCAUUUUGCUCGUGUUCUGGAAGAAGAAGAAAAUAAGCCAAAUCCUGUAACACAGAGGGUCAAAAUGAUUAUGUCACUGGGUUUGGUUCUUGUUCAUGCUCACAGUCGUUGGAUAGCAGAACCAGCUGCUCAAAACAAUACUGUGGAAAAUUCAGGGGGAUUGGAUGAGAAUGCACCAAAGAGGAUUGAACCUAAUGUGUCGUUAUGGCAGUUCUACCUUUCCCGAAUGGCCAGUAUGGAUAUUGAACAAGUAAUCACUCUUGGAUUGGCCCUUCUCCUUGCUGUCAAAUACAUCUUCUUUGAGCAAGCAGAGACAGAAUCCACGCUCUCACUGAAGAAUCCCAUAACAUCUCCAGUGAUGGUCCAGAAGAAGGUCCCUGAGAAUUGCUGCAGGAAGCAGUCUGGACUUCUGAAAAACAACCAGAAGCCUAACACAGUUGAAGAAAUUUUGGUUCCUAAAGACGGGAAUGAUGAAGUCAUAAAACCUGUAUUGGCAGAGUCGUCGACCAAGGCUACAUUUGUAGUUGGCAAUUGCAACCCUGUGGAAGCUUCUUCAUGUCUUAGUGGGAAAGAGGAAGAAAUGGAGUUGCCUAAAGAGCCACGUUCUAUUGAAGAAUGUGUUCGUAUACUUGGAAAUGCAGAGAAAGGUGCAAAAUACCUAACUGAUGCUGAAGUUAUCAGCCUAGUUAAUGCCAAGCAUAUUCCUGCAUACAAACUGGAAACCCUGAUGGAAACUCAGGAGCGAGGUGUAUCCAUUCGCAGACAGAUGUUAUCCAAGAAGCUCCCUGAACCUUCAUCUUUGCAGUACCUUCCUUAUAGGAAUUAUAAUUAUUCUUUGGUUAUGGGAGCUUGCUGUGAAAACGUGAUUGGAUAUAUGCCUAUUCCUGUAGGCGUAGCAGGACCACUGGUUUUGGAUAACAAAGAGUUUCAGGUGCCAAUGGCAACAACAGAAGGAUGCCUUGUGGCAAGCACAAACAGAGGAUGUAGAGCCAUAUGUCUGGGUGGGGGAGCAAGUAGCCGCAUUCUGGCAGAUGGGAUGACUCGAGGACCUGUUGUAAGGCUGCCCACUGCUUGCCGGGCUGCAGAAGUGAAAGUUUGGCUUGAAAGCCCUGAAGGCUUUAAAAUAAUGAAGGAAGCAUUUGACAGCACAAGCAGGUUUGCUCGUCUGCAGAAACUUCUCAUCAGUUUGGCUGGUCGUAACCUUUAUAUCCGUUUUCAGUCUGGAACAGGGGAUGCAAUGGGAAUGAAUAUGAUUUCAAAAGGUACUGAAAAAGCACUGGCAAGGCUGAAUGAAGAGUUUCCUGAUCUCCAGGUUAUAGCUAUUAGUGGUAACUAUUGUACAGACAAAAAACCUGCUGCUAUAAACUGGAUAGAAGGAAGAGGGAAGUCUGUUGUUUGUGAAGCAGUCAUUCCAGCCAAGGUUGUUAGAGAAGUGCUGAAGACAACUACAGAAGAUCUAGUUGAAGUCAAUAUAAACAAAAAUUUGGUGGGCUCUGCCAUGGCUGGAAGCAUAGGUGGCUACAAUGCACAUGCAGCAAACAUAGUGACAGCUAUCUACAUCGCCUGUGGUCAGGAUGCUGCACAGAACGUGGGCAGCUCUAACUGUAUCACUCUGAUGGAGCGAACUGGUGCCACCAAUGAAGACCUCUACAUCAGCUGCACCAUGCCCUCUAUAGAGAUAGGAACUGUUGGCGGAGGCACCAACCUGCUCCCACAGCAGGCCUGUCUGCAGAUGCUUGGAGUUCAAGGUGCAAGCCAAGAUAACCCUGGUGAAAAUGCCCGCCAGCUUGCUAAAAUUGUUUGUGCUACAGUGAUGGCAGGAGAAUUAUCACUAAUGGCAGCUCUUGCAGCUGGGCAUCUAGUCAAAAGCCACAUGAUCCACAACAGGUCAAAAAUCAAUCUACAAGAUCUUCAAGGAACCUGUAUUAAGAAGACAGCUUGAAUAUUAAAAUGGCUUUGAAAUGAAGAAUUGUUCUUGCAAUUCACUGAGUGAACGGGGAAAAAAAAAAUCUGUGAAGUUUAGAAUGAAAAUCACUUUCAAUUCAAUGAUGUCUGUGUCAGAUAAACAGAGACAUCCAUGGACUUCUAUGAAAUGACAUAGGCCUUUGACCCUCUUCAGUGGUUACAGAUGACUUCAUGAAGGAAGAACCUGACAGAUAUCUGGAUCAUAGCUUUUAAAUUCUUGCUCUUACACAUAAUUUUCCUAAGGGUCAGUCUUUUUUUUACAGGUUGGGAUUAUUUGGGCUAGUAAAUUCCUGGUACCUACUGAAAUGUACAGUAGAAAAAAAAUUGUGGCUUGAAUGCACUUGCCAUUUAUUUUCUGGUUAGACAAGCAUGUUUUUAACCUGGUAAUUUUACAUGAACUCCCAAUUUUUCUUCUGUUCAUGUGUAAAACUUAGCCCUUAGGCUACAGGAUGAUUUUAUUGAAUUACAUUUGUUUUGUUGAAACCUCUUUCUAUAUAUACUAUACCUAUAUAUAUAUAGAUAUAUGCAUCUAUAUAAAUAUACUUAAUUUGCUGCUGCUUCAGCUAAGCAGCGUUCAGUGUUUUAAACUCUACAAUUUAGGUUAUUCCUCUGUGGAAAACUUGUGACCUAUAAAGUUCUGAACUGUUAAAAAAUAAUCUAAUUUGUGCUAAAGUAAGGAAAAACUGUGUUUUCUAUUGUUUUGUUCAGGAAGAAAAAAAAUUGAAACUGGUAACUUUAAAAGCAGUUACAUGUCAGACAGCUUAGUAAUGUCAGUAAAUGCAAUUUUUUAAACUGUUUUUUUAUGAGUGCAUUCAAACAGGAGCCAAGAACAGAUGUUUACACUUCUUUUAAAAGAUGUCUCUUAAGGUACAGUGUGUUUGUAUAUUCUUAAUUAUUGCUUUAAUUUUUUUAAGUGUUUGACACUUAUUCCCUAGGAAUAGGUGUAUAUCCACUGCUUAAGCCGAGAUAAAAUGAAGCCAGAAAAUCACACUGUUGUUUAACACUAGUUAUGAGUCAUGUUUUGUUUUGUUUUUUUAAAUUCCUUAUAAACUCUCUUCUUGAUGGGGAUUAUUUAUUUUAAGAAGAAAUCUUAUCCUUUUUUUCAAUGAAAAGUACUAAUUAAGGGAAUGCAGUGAAAUUACAUGUUAUUGCAACAAGCAGUUUUUGUAUUAAAAUACUGUACUCUUGGACCAGUGAAGCAGUCUCAGGUGUUCUUAAUGUAAUGCAGAAAACCCAGGUGUGUUCUGGUUUGAUUCACCUCUGGGAAUAUUACUGACUGCGUUGCCCUACCUAAUUAAUUGCUGGAGGAAAACUACUAAUGUGCUUGAUAAUGGGGAUUUUUUUUAUUUGGUUUGGGAUUGUUUUGGAGGGGAACCAUUUGACUGGGAUUCUUUCAGGGAUGUAAGCAGCGGUAAGUCCCUGAAGGGGUACCUAGCAGAGGUGCUCUUUUACUGUGCAAAUUUGGUGAAAGUCAUGAUGUUGUGUUUUUUUUUUAUUACAUCAACACAAUAUUAACAUUGUUAUGAGCUCAGAAAGCUAAUGUACAAGUGUAGAUAUAAUACAUGCUAGGUAUAUGAUAGCACGUAAAUACCAUGAACGUUUCUCUUCCUGCAGUAUUGUUGCUAAUAGCUACCAUUUUACCAUUUUAUUUCAGGAACAUUGAAACUACUUUGUUUUUUAUGUUCAUUCAGUGAUUUUAUUUAAAGUAACACUGUUCUGGCAGUAAAUGGUGGUUCAGUGUUCAUUUUGGUGGAUUUAACUGGCAUUCUGUCUUGCAGAAUUAACAUUUUGUAUUAUUACUAAAUUGUGUACUUUUUGGUACAGAAUUAAUUUUUCAGUUUCAGUAAAAGGAUGGAAAACG
Molecule: messenger RNA, 5054 nt
Organism: Calypte anna (Anna's hummingbird)
Lineage: Eukaryota; Metazoa; Chordata; Aves; Apodiformes; Trochilidae
Gene: HMGCR
Product: 3-hydroxy-3-methylglutaryl-CoA reductase
Exons: 20
Coding region: 522-3170 (882 amino acids)
Biological process (GO): sterol biosynthetic process; isoprenoid biosynthetic process; coenzyme A metabolic process
Cellular component (GO): endoplasmic reticulum membrane; peroxisomal membrane
Molecular function (GO): NADP binding; hydroxymethylglutaryl-CoA reductase (NADPH) activity; protein binding
Source: RefSeq, a predicted model, not a curated record